AUGCAGUUUGUUUUCUAUUACUAUACCCCAUCUACCGCGGCGGCAGCCAUAUUCACUGUCCUGUUCGGACUGAGUAGUAUCUUGCAUUUCUAUCAGCUCCUGCGGACAAGGACAUGGUUCAUGAUCCCCUUCUUGAUCGGUGCAAUCUUGGAGACUAUCGGUUAUGUCGGUCGUUUACUGGCCUCGUUCGAGGCACCAGACUUCACCAAGGGCCCAUAUAUCAUGCAAAGUGCCUUGAUCCUGAUUGCGCCGGCUUUCCUUGCUGCCAGUAUCUAUAUGACUCUCGGACGAAUCAUCUAUAUGUUGGAAGCAGAGAAACUAUCUGUUAUUAGAGUAGGGUGGCUCACUAAGACCUUCGUCGCUGGCGAUGUGCUCUCUUUCUUGAUGCAAGCCUCAGGUGCGGGACUUAUGGUCUCAAACUCGAAUGACCCCUCGACCGGCGAACAUAUCAUUAUUGGCGGUCUCUUCGUACAAAUUAUUUUCUUCGGUCUCUUCACCAUCAGUGCUGUUGUCUUCCAAACUCGCAUCAACAAGGCCCCGACCACCCGAUCGAUCGAGUUGAAGAGUCUCUGGACCCGCCAUAUGAUUGCUCUCUACACAGCCAGUAUCUUGAUUCUGAUUCGCUCUGUUAUUCGUGUGGUGGAGUACCUGGAAGGCUAUGAUGGAUAUCUGAUGAAGCAUGAGGCCUUCAUCUAUGUCUUCGACGCCCUCCUUAUGUUCAUUACUGUGCUUGUUCUUCAGUAUGAGCACCCCAGUGAGAUCAACUGCUUGAUCGGUCGCGGCCACAAGUACUCAGAGAAGGUCAUCUGGACCCGCGAGUUUGUCCCGGCCUCUGCGCUCGAGAUGGGUCGGUCAGUAGAAGUUUGA
Molecule: messenger RNA, 867 nt
Organism: Penicillium daleae
Lineage: Eukaryota; Fungi; Ascomycota; Eurotiomycetes; Eurotiales; Aspergillaceae
Product: RTA1 domain-containing protein
Exons: 3
Coding region: 1-867 (288 amino acids)
Cellular component (GO): membrane
Source: RefSeq, a predicted model, not a curated record